ACGUGGAAAACAUGGAGGAAAGGAGUAUGUAGACCAAAGUUACAUGUCUAAAUUUCUACCCCCAAAAUAUAUAAUUUGCCUCUUUUAAAGGCAUUUGAUUAAAAUCCAGGGCAGGACUAACUAUUACUGGGAAGAGUGAAAAAACAUCUGACCCUUAACUGUACUGGGAGGAGAAGGAAACUGCGAGAAGCAUUUGUGACAGGACUUGACCUAUGUCAAAGGAAAAGUCAGUGAAGAGAGUCCGGUCUGGCUGAAAGGAGCUGGAAAGAUGGGCGCCAACACCAGCCAGGUCAGUGAGCUGUCUGAUAACCCCAGCCUCAAGGCCCUAGUGGGCACGGAGUCCAUAUCUGGGAAUGACCCCUUCUGGAACCAGCUCAUCUCCUUCACCUUCAUCAGUCCCACCAGCAGUGGAGACUCCAAGUUACUGGAGGAGGCUGUCAUCCCCCUGGCCAAGACGCUGAUUGAAAACAAUCCCAGAACGGGGAACUUUGGUGCUCUUGUGAGAAUAUUUCUGGGAAGAACCAGAGAGCUCAAAAUCUCUACAGAAUGCCAAGAUCAGUUGUUCAUCUGGCAGGCCCACAAUGCACUGUUCAUGAUUCGCUGCCUGCUCAAGGUGUUCAUCAGAGAGAUGGCUGAGGACGAGCUGCACCAGCAGUUCUCCUACCAGGAGAGGGCAAUAGGCUGCUGCGGAGAAACAGCGAGCGAGGACCUCCUGGAGGAGCUGUUGUCAAACCUUGUUCACCUGAUUGUUGAAGUGCCCCUGCUAGACAUCACUUACAGCAUCCUGUUUGAAGCAGUUACCACGUUACUGGUGUUCUUCUCCUAUCAGCUCUUCCACAAAGAUAUCCUCCGAGAUGGAAUAAUCUACCAGCACGUCAUGAAGGGACGAUGUUUGUGUUUGACCAGCCGGCUGGUGAAGACCCUGCUCUACAACUUCAUCAGGCAGGAGAAAUGCCCUCCACCUGCUACACACAUUUUUGAGCCAAAAGCAGAAGGUGGACUGCUUUAUGGUCUGGCAUCUGGAGUGGCAAGUGGUCUGUGGAGCGUCUUCACAUUGGGUGGAGCUGCCGGCAAAGCUGGGAUAGAACACGAACACGACCCUUUACCUUUAUCCAAUCAGAGUCUUCUGUUACUGCUUGUGUUAGCCAAUCUGACGGACGGACCUGACUGGCCCAAUCCCUACCGCCAGGCCAUUACCUGUUUCAGAAACACACAAGACACAUCUUCCCUACUGGCGGAGCAACCUCACUCUUUCCAGAUCAAUUUCAACAGUCUGUACACGGCUCUGUGUGAACAGCAGCGCUCUGACCAGGCCACGCUGCUCCUGUACACCUUGCUUCACCAGAACGCCAACAUGAGGACGUACAUGCUGUCAAGAACCGACAUGGACAAUCUGGUAUUGCCCAUCCUUGACAUCCUUUAUCAUGUUGAAGAAAGAAAUUCUCAUCAUGUCUACAUGGCCCUCAUCAUUCUCCUCAUCCUUACAGAGGACGACGCCUUCAAUCGCUCCAUCCAUGAGGUGGUAUUAAAAAACGUCUCCUGGUACACGGAGAGGUCACUGACGGAGAUCUCACUUGGGAGUUUGCUCAUCUUGGUCGUCAUCCGCACCAUCCAGUUUAACAUGACGCGAACAAGGGAUAAGUACCUACACACCAACUGUCUGGCUGCACUUGCCAACAUGUCAGCCCAGUUUCGAUGUUUGCAUCAGUAUGCUGCCCAGCGCAUCAUCAGUUUAUUUGCUUUGCUUUCCAAAAAGCACAACAAGGUCCUGGAGCAGGCAACACAGUCUCUGCGGGGCAGACAGGGGGACGACGCAGCCCUGCCAGACUAUGCCCAGGACCUGAACGUGAUCGAGGAGGUGAUCCGUAUGAUGCUAGAAAUCAUCAACUCAUGCCUGUGCAACUCCCUGCACCACAACCCCAACCUGGUGUACGCGCUGCUCUACAAGAGGGAGCUCUUCGAGCAGUUCAGGACACAUCCGUCCUUCCAGGACAUCAUGCAGAAUCUGGACACGGUGAUUGGGUUCUUCAGUCAGCGUCUGGAGCAGGCUGGAAGUGACCUGUCAGUGGAGAGGGUGCAGGAGGUCAUCAUGAAAGGGGCCCAGGCUCUGCCAAACGACCGACUGAAGAAAUUUCCAGAGCUGAAGUUUAAGUAUGUGGAGGAAGACCAGCCAGAGGACUUCUUCGUCCCGUACGUCUGGUCCUUGGUCUUCAACUCUGGCGUCGGCCUGUACUGGAGUCCUCACGGCAUCGAGCUGUUCAGCAUGGACUCUGGCUGAAAGACCGGCAUAUUCUUCCCCCGUUCAGUACAGAAGAAAAAGACUGAUGGCACGUGUGUGUGUGUGUGUGUGUGUGUGUGUGU
Messenger RNA from Cololabis saira (Pacific saury), 2361 nucleotides. RefSeq names its product dymeclin (gene dym). NCBI's taxonomy places the organism in Eukaryota, Metazoa, Chordata, Actinopteri, Beloniformes, Belonidae. The record is from RefSeq and is a predicted model, not a curated record. Bases 269 to 2278 code for a protein of 669 amino acids. Gene Ontology annotation, cellular component: Golgi apparatus. The transcript has 17 exons. Gene Ontology annotation, biological process: Golgi organization.